AUGAGGGUAAGUACCAAAACCAAGGACGCAGAAAUGUCACGUUACUUGUAGAAAAGACUGAACGAUGAAACGUCGAAGGCGCAGCGUAACCAGACUACAGUCAGUUCGUCAGGGAUAAAUCUCCUGCCAAGCAACAUCAUGGUAUCCUUUGACGUUACGUCCCUUUUUUACUUCUAUUCCGCAGGACCUAGCAGUCGAGACCAUCGAACUACUCCUAAAAGACAAUUACGAUGAAACGGAGAAUCGCCUUGGACACAUCCAAAUCCUCCAACUCCUGAAGUUCUGUUUCAAGACGUACUUUAUGUUCGGCGGAACAAUCUACGAGCAGAUGAAGGGCACACCAAUGGGUUCGUCGGUUUCGGGACGCUUAGCCGAGGCAGUUCUACAACGGUUGGAGGCACUGGCUUUCCGACUGAAAUUCUGGGGUCGGUAUGUGGAUGAUACCUUCGUCGUCAUUGAACGGGAUCAGGUGCUGGAAUUCAAAGAACACCUCAACGUCAUCUUCCCAGACAUCUAA
This is a messenger RNA of Spirometra erinaceieuropaei, 517 nucleotides long. The record is from the annotation of a GenBank genome assembly. Lineage: Eukaryota; Metazoa; Platyhelminthes; Cestoda; Diphyllobothriidea; Diphyllobothriidae.